This is a messenger RNA of Xyrauchen texanus (razorback sucker), 3857 nucleotides long. Its product is annotated as DNA mismatch repair protein Msh3-like. Gene Ontology annotation, molecular function: ATP binding; mismatched DNA binding; ATP-dependent DNA damage sensor activity. Lineage: Eukaryota; Metazoa; Chordata; Actinopteri; Cypriniformes; Catostomidae. Gene Ontology annotation, biological process: somatic recombination of immunoglobulin gene segments; mitotic recombination; mismatch repair. Bases 157 to 3459 code for a protein of 1100 amino acids. The transcript is spliced from 24 exons. The record is from RefSeq and is a predicted model, not a curated record. Gene Ontology annotation, cellular component: nucleus.
UGGACACGUCACUCACGCGCCAACAGGAUCAGUUGUAGUCUCUUCUAAAGAGAGAUAGAGAGACUAUUUUUAAACAUUAGGUGUUUCUGAUCUGGUUUCCAACAACCUAUACAUGUUGUGGUCCACGCGUUAAUUUCCCUUGGGUAAUGCUGUAAAAUGUAUGCAAAUGCCAGAAAUGUAUCCACAUCCAAAUCCUCCAAGAAGUCCAGCAGUCAGACAACCAUCAGCCGAUUCUUCUCAAGUGCACGCGAUACAUCUCAACCAACGGAUCUACCUAGGAUUAACAGCCAGGACCGACGCCAUAAGGGCAGAGGAAAGAAGAGGUUAUCUGAUGGAGAAGCGUCCUCUGAAAAGCGACCCAAACUGUCACACGAUGUGGAGGACGAGAGAGUUGAAGAAUGCAAUGUUAAUCCCAAAACCUUAGGAAAGAUGGUAUCUAAUAGAGCCAGUGUCAGCCAUGCCACCCUGUCGAGGCUUAAAAAUUUCAGCUGCCCAGUGGACCCGGAGAGCAGAGUUUCAGAUCAGGGUACAAAGAUAGAGGUCGAGCCAUUUGACUUGGGAAAAGCUGACAGUUCUGCCAAACAACACCACAAUGCAGUCAAGAAGAACACCCUGUCUGAGUCAGCGGAAGAGGUCAAAGAAGAGCCUCUUCAGUUUAAAAAGGAGUUUUCCUUCAGUCAGUUUGCUAAGAAUACUGCAAUCACAAAGAGUUCCCCAGAGUCUGCUGUUCCCAACAGGAAAACGAAGACCAUUUACACUCCCCUAGAGGAACAGUACAUGGAAAUCAAAAAGCAACAUAUGGACACAGUGCUUUGCGUUGAGUGUGGCUACAAGUACAGGUUCUUUGGUAAGGAUGCAGAGAUUGCAGCAAAGGAACUCAAUAUCACUUGUCAUAUGGACCAUAACUUCAUGACUGCCAGCAUCCCCACUCAUCGCUUGUUUGUGCAUGUUCGGCGACUGGUUUCUCAGGGAUAUAAGGUAGGUGUUGUGAAGCAGACAGAGACUUCAGCUAUCAAGGCCUCCAGCACUAACAAGAGUUCUCUUUUCACACGACAACUAAGUGCACUUUACACCAAAUCCACGCUUGUAGGAGAAGAUGUGAAUCCUCUUCUGAAGUUGGGAGAUUUGGAGCAGGCUGAAGAUGUGGUGCAAGACAGUGGCAACAACAACUAUCUAAUGUGUGUGAGCAAGAGUUUUGAUAAACAGAGCAAGGAGAUGACCAUAGGCAUGGUGGUGGUCCAGCCAAGCAUAGGAGAUGUAAUGGUGGACUGUUUUAAAGAUAGCGUGUCCCAUUCAGAGUUGGAGUCCAGGGUGCUGAGAAUCAAACCUGUAGAGAUCCUGGUGUCUUCAGACCUCUCUGAGACGACUGAGAGGGUGUUACGCAAUAUUGCUCUGUCCAGUGUCCAAGCAGAUGACCGAAUUCGCAUUGAGAAACGUGAAAGUGCUCUCUUUGAAUACCCGACUGCAAUGAGAGUUAUCAAAGACUUCUACAAAGACACUACUCAUUCAACACUGGGAAACCAUGAAAAGGGUUCCUACUCUCUCUGUAUGGACCUGGAGAGCCCGAUUAUCUGCUGUCUUGGUCCGGUGAUUGAGUAUCUGACUGAGUUUAAGUUGGAAAAGAUUUUGCUGUGUUCCAGCUCAUUCAGAAGACUUUCGAGUGAUGCAGACCAUAUGGUGCUCAAUGCUACAACCAUGAAGAACCUGGAGAUCCUGUGUAACCAGACAACAGGUUCUGUGAAGGGAAGUUUGCUCUGGGUUCUGGACCACACUCGGACUCCAUUUGGGAAGAGACUGUUAAGAAAGUGGGUGAGCCAGCCCCUGAAGUCUGUCACUGAGAUCUGGGCUCGUCAGGAGGCAGUGGCUGAAAUUUUGCUUUCAGAGUCCAGCGUUAUUCCUUCUCUCCAGUCUUUGUUAACUCGGCUGCCAGAUCUCGAGAGAGGACUUUGCAGUAUCUACCAUAAAAAAUGUUCUACUCAGGAAUUUUACCUCAUUGCCUGCACUCUCUCUCGCCUGAGUGCUGAGCUUCAAGCCCUCAUGCCUGCCAUCCAAUCACAGCUCAGCUCUGCCCUUCUAAAGAACAUCCUGCUGGACACACCCCGGCUUCUAAGCCCUGCCCACAACUUUCUGAAUGUACUUGAUGAGAGAGCUGCAAAGACCGGUAAUAAGACAGAGUUGUUUGUGGAUCUGACUGACUUUCCAGUUAUCCGGACGAGAAAAGAUGAGAUCCAGAGUGUUCUAUCGGACAUAAUGGAGCAUCUGCGAGAUGUACGCCUGAUCUUAAAAAAACCAUCGUUGGACUACACAACUGUGUCUGGUCAGCAGUUUCUCAUUGAAGUGAAGAACAGCAUGUCAUCCAUUGUCCCGGCAGACUGGGUCACAAUCAACAGCACUAAGGUUGUGGGACGCUAUCACACUCCAUUCAUUGUGGAGAAACAUCAGCGCUUGCAGCAGCUUCAAGAGCAGCUUGUUAUUGACUGCAGUCACGAGUGGAUCAACUUCCUUCAGCUAUUUGGGGACCAUUACUACAUCCUGAAGAAAGCAGUGUGUCACCUAGCAACCAUGGACUGCCUCUUCUCAUUGGCCCAGGUUGCUAAAGAAAAUAAUUACUGCAGACCCAAGGUUCUGGAGGAGCAGAGUCAGAUAUUGAUUACGGGAGGCAAGCAUCCAGUCAUCACCUCACUGAUGGGAGAUCAGGACCAGUAUGUGCCCAAUGACACUCACUUACAGGGAGAUGGGAAGCGAGCCAUGAUCAUCACUGGGCCAAACAUGGGCGGUAAGAGCUCUUACAUUCGACAGGUUGCCCUGGUGACCAUCAUGGCACAGCUGGGAUCCUUUGUUCCUGCCAGAGAGGUGUCAGUGGGCAUUGUAGAUGGUAUAUACGUCAGGAUGGGAGCAUCUGACAACAUCUCAAGGGGCAGGAGCACCUUUAUGGAGGAGCUUAUGGAAGCAUCAGAUAUUUUGGCACGUGCCACCUCCCGUUCACUGGUCAUCCUGGACGAACUGGGUCGAGGCACCAGCACACAUGACGGCAUUGCCAUCGCCUAUGCUACCCUGGAGUCCUUCAUCAGAGACGUGAAGUGUCUGACAUUGUUUGUGACCCACUACCCUCCGUUAUGUGAGCUGGAGCAGCUGUACCCGCAACAUGUGGGGAACUAUCACAUGGCUUUCCUGCUCAAUGAGCCAGAGAGCACUUCUGAUGAGGAGGAGGUGCACCCAGAGUUCAUCACAUUUCUCUAUCAGCUGACUGAAGGCGCAGCGGCCAGGAGUUACGGGCUAAAUGUAGCACGUCUGGCAGAAAUCCCGGAGUCAAUCCUCAGGACAGCUGCUCUCAAAUCCAAAGAGUUGGAGGCUCUCGUGAACAGCCGGAGGAAAAUGGUGAGACUGUUAUCUGAUGCCUGGAAUAUCACCAACAAGGAAACAUUACUGGAUUGGAGACAGUGUAGUCCCCAGAUAUAGUAGAGGUUGCAACAAAACAAAAACAAACCCACAAACAGGAACUGAUGCAUUGAAUAUUAUCUAUUUCCUUCUUUAAGGCAAUAGAUCAACACAAGUUUAAAUAUCUUGUCUUUAUAGAUACACUCAUAUGAAAGUGCUUUACCAGUACAUGUACUUUGACCAGAAGAUAUGAUGAAAGUAAAAGCUGUAUUUGUGCUCAAAGGAACAAAAUGAUGGGUCUUAAUGAAAUUGUUAGUGUUGUUGUGAUUAAAUUGGAAAAUCUAGAAUAAUUUUCUAAAUUGUGGUGUCAUUCUCUUCUCUGUUGUCAGUGCUAAUUCAAGUUGCCUCUGUAAUCGAAUUGUCCUCCAAAGGUGAAGCCUGCGGUGAAUGAUAAUUAUUCUUCAUAAAAGCAGACUGAG